Molecule: messenger RNA, 6892 nt
Organism: Ornithorhynchus anatinus (platypus)
Lineage: Eukaryota; Metazoa; Chordata; Mammalia; Monotremata; Ornithorhynchidae
Gene: CACNA1F
Product: calcium voltage-gated channel subunit alpha1 F
Exons: 46
Coding region: 1-6468 (2155 amino acids)
Biological process (GO): calcium ion import across plasma membrane
Cellular component (GO): voltage-gated calcium channel complex; membrane
Molecular function (GO): high voltage-gated calcium channel activity
Source: RefSeq, a predicted model, not a curated record
AUGUCGGGAUCCCAAAAUGGGAAAGGGGGCUUGCAGGAGACCCCAGAGGAAGGACCAGUUCAGCCAGCUGACAGACUGAGCCCGGGACCCGAGUGGGGCCUCUCCCUGGAGCCCAGAGCGGGUGGUCCGGACCACCCCGGCUCAGACACCCCCCGUCGGCGGCUCCAGCACGGCAAGCACAAGAGCCAGGGAGCAGGGGGCACCCAGCGCUCCCCGAGGGCCCUCUUCUGCCUGAGCCUCAACAAUCCUCUCAGGCGCUCCUGCAUCAGCAUUGUAGAGUGGAACGGUCUCCCUGGCCUGCAGGAGCAAGUGGAAUACGUGUUCCUCAUCAUCUUCACGGCGGAGACUUGCCUGAAGAUCGUAGCCUAUGGGCUAGUGCUGCAUCCCAGCGCCUACAUCCGUAACGGGUGGAACCUACUGGACUUUGUCAUCGUCGUGGUCGGGCUGUUCAGCGUGCUCCUGGAGCAGGCCCCCAACAGAUCACGGGAUGCCCACCACCCAAGUGGGAAACCCGGUGGCUUCGACGUCAAGGCACUGAGGGCAUUCCGGGUCCUGCGUCCGCUGCGCCUCGUCUCCGGAGUGCCCAGCCUGCACAUCGUGCUGAACUCCAUCAUGAAGGCCAUGGUGCCUCUGCUGCACAUCGCACUCCUCGUGCUCUUUGUCAUCAUCAUCUACGCCAUCAUCGGCCUCGAGCUCUUCAUCGGCCGCAUGCACAAGACCUGCUUCUACGUCGGCUCCGAGCUGGAGGCAGAGGAAGACCCCUCCCCCUGUGCCUUCUCCGGACACGGCCGCCAGUGUACAACCAACAACACCGAGUGCCGGGGGCGUUGGGCCGGACCCAACGGGGGCAUCACCAACUUCGACAACUUCUUCUUCGCCAUGCUCACUGUGUUUCAGUGCAUCACCAUGGAGGGCUGGACGGAUGUACUCUACUGGAUGCAGGAUGCGAUGGGCCACGAACUGCCCUGGCUUUACUUCGUCAGCCUCGUCAUCUUUGGCUCCUUCUUCGUCCUCAACCUGGUGCUGGGUGUGUUGAGCGGGGAGUUCUCCAAGGAGCGAGAGAAGGCCAAAGCCCGGGGAGACUUUCAGAAGCUGAGGGAGAAACAGCAGAUGGAGGAGGACCUGCGGGGCUACCUGGACUGGAUCACACAGGCCGAGGACCUGGAGCCUGACGACGGUCAGGGGGAGGAGGAGAUGGCCAAGGAGAGACGGCACCACCGUGUGACUCUGGCCGACCUGACAGACAAGAAGCGGAGCCGCUUACACUGGUUCAGUCAUUCCACUCGUUCCGCCAGCAGCCACGCGAGCCUCCCGGCCAGUGAGACGGCAUCGGUGACCACAGAGAACACCGGGGAGGAAGAGGCCACGGGCUGCUGUGCCACUUGCAUAGUGAAGAUCGCAAAGACUAAAGUCUGCCGCUGGCUCCGCCGAUCCAACCGUCUGCUGCGCAGGAAGUGCCGGCUGGCCGUCAAGUCUGCGUCCUUCUACUGGAUGGUGCUGCUCCUGGUCUUCCUCAACACGCUGACCAUCGCCUCGGAGCACCACAACCAGCCCCCUUGGCUCACCCAGAUCCAAGCCUAUGCCAACAAGGUGCUGCUGUCGCUGUUCACCCUGGAAAUGCUGCUGAAGCUGUACAGCCUAGGCCCCCAGGCCUACGGCGUCUCCUUCUUCAACCGUUUCGACUGUUUCGUGGUGUGUGGGGGCAUCUUAGAGACCGCACUCGUAGAGCUGGACAUCAUGCAGCCUUUGGGCAUCUCCGUGUUGCGCUGCGUCCGCCUGCUCCGCAUCUUCAAGGUCACUAGGCACUGGGCGUCCCUCAGUAACCUGGUGGCAUCGCUGCUGAACUCAAUGAAGUCCAUCGCCUCUCUGCUGCUGCUGCUUUUCCUCUUCAUCAUCAUCUUCUCCCUGCUCGGCAUGCAGCUCUUCGGGGGCAAGUUCAACUUCGACGAGACCCAGACCAAGCGCAGCACCUUUGACACCUUCCCCCAAGCCCUGCUCACAGUUUUCCAGAUCUUGACUGGGGAGGACUGGAAUUCUGUGAUGUACGAUGGCAUCAUGGCUUAUGGGGGACCCUUCUUCCCUGGCAUGCUGGUCUGUGUCUACUUCAUCAUCCUCUUCAUCUGUGGAAACUACAUCCUGCUGAACGUCUUCUUGGCCAUCGCUGUGGACAACCUAGCAGGUGGAGACAAUAUCAACACCUCCAAGGGCCAGGACAAGGACAAGAAGAGAAUGGAGGAGAGGAGCGCGGAAGGGGAGCGGACGCAGGAUCGUGGCGUUUCGACAGCCCUGAUGACCAAAAUGACUCCAGUGUCCCAUGACCAGGUAUCCUGUGGAGAAGAGGAGGACAGUGAGGCAGAGAGCUUGGCAGAGUCCCAGCUGGAAAAGCUUCAAGAGGUGGUGCCCAAGGAGAAGGUGGUACCCAUUCCUGAGGGCAGCUCCUUCUUCUGCCUCAGCCAAACCAACCCAUUACGGGUCGGCUGCCACGCGCUGAUCCACCACCAUGUCUUCACCAACCUCAUCCUCGUCUUCAUCAUCCUCAGCAGCGUCUCUCUAGCCGCCGAGGACCCCAUCCGGGCUCACUCCUUCCGGAACCACAUCUUGGGCUACUUUGACUACGCUUUCACCUCCAUCUUCACUGUGGAGAUCCUACUCAAGAUGACGGCCUUCGGUGCCUUCCUCCACAAAGGCUCCUUCUGUCGCAACUGGUUCAACCUGCUGGACCUGCUGGUCGUCAGUGUCUCCCUCAUCUCCUUCGGCAUCCACUCCAGCGCCAUCUCAGUGGUGAAGAUCCUGCGGGUGCUGCGGGUGCUGAGGCCCCUGAGAGCCAUCAAUCGGGCCAAGGGUCUCAAGCACGUGGUGCAGUGCGUGUUCGUGGCCAUCCGGACCAUCGGGAACAUUAUGAUCGUCACCACGCUGCUGCAGUUCAUGUUCGCCUGCAUCGGGGUGCAGCUCUUCAAGGGGAAGUUUUAUAGUUGCACUGACGAGGCCAAGCACAAUCCUGGGGAGUGCAAAGGCACAUUCAUCGUGUACCAGGACGGAGACGUGAACCACCCCAUGGUGAGAGAGCGGGUCUGGCACAACAGCGAUUUCAACUUUGACAACGUACUGGCGGGCAUGAUGGCGCUCUUCACCGUCUCCACCUUCGAGGGCUGGCCCGAUCUGCUGUAUAAGGCCAUUGACGCCCACGCAGAGAACCAGGGUCCCAUCUACAACUACCGCGUGGAGAUCUCUGUCUUUUUCAUCGUCUACAUCAUCAUCAUCGCCUUCUUCAUGAUGAACAUCUUCGUCGGCUUCGUCAUCAUCACCUUCCGGGCCCAGGGAGAGCAGGAGUACAAGAACUGCGAGCUGGAUAAGAACCAGCGCCAGUGCGUGGAAUAUGCUCUCAAGGCUCAACCACUUCGCCGCUACAUCCCCAAGAACCCAACCCAGCACCGCGUCUGGGCCGCCGUCAACUCGACUGCCUUUGAAUACAUUAUGUUUGUGCUGAUCCUUCUCAACACCAUUGCCCUUGCCAUGCAGCACUAUGAGCAGACUGCCCCUUUCAAUUAUGCCAUGGAUAUCCUCAAUAUGGUCUUCACCGGGCUCUUCACUGCGGAGAUGUUACUCAAGAUCAUCGCCUUCAAGCCCAAGCACUACUUCUGUGAUGCCUGGAACACGUUUGAUGCACUGAUUGUCGUGGGCAGCCUGGUGGACAUCGCUGUGACCGAAGUCAACAAUGGAGGACACUUGGGGGAGAGCUCGGAGGACAGCUCUCGCAUCUCCAUCACCUUCUUCCGCCUCUUCCGUGUCAUGCGCUUGGUGAAGCUGCUCAGCAAGGGUGAAGGCAUACGCACAUUGCUGUGGACAUUUAUCAAAUCCUUCCAGGCUCUGCCGUACGUAGCGCUCCUCAUAGCUAUGAUAUUCUUCAUUUAUGCUGUCAUCGGCAUGCAGACCUUUGGGAAGGUGGCGAUGCAGGAUGGGACCCAGAUCAAUCGCAACAACAACUUCCAGACCUUCCCCCAGGCCGUACUCCUGCUCUUCAGGUGUGCCACUGGGGAGGCAUGGCAAGAGAUCAUGUUGGCCAGCCUGCCGGGAAAACGCUGUGACCCUGAAUCCGACUAUGGUCCUGGAGAGGAGUUCACCUGCGGCAGCAACUUCGCGAUUGUCUAUUUCAUCAGUUUCUUCAUGCUCUGUGCCUUUCUGAUCAUUAACCUCUUUGUGGCUGUCAUUAUGGACAACUUUGACUACCUGACCCGUGACUGGUCCAUCCUAGGGCCCCAUCACCUGGAUGAAUUCAAGAGGAUCUGGUCUGAGUAUGACCCGGCUGCCAAAGGCCGCAUCAAACAUUUGGAUGUGGUGGCUCUGUUGCGUCGGAUCCAGCCUCCUCUGGGGUUUGGCAAGCUCUGUCCUCACCGGGUAGCCUGCAAGAGGCUCGUGGCCAUGAACAUGCCCCUCGAUGCAGAUGGGACGGUCACGUUCAACGCCACGCUCUUCGCCCUGGUGAGGACCUCGUUGCGGAUCAAGACUGAGGGGAACCUGGAUCUGGCCAAUCAGGAGCUGCGCAUCGUCAUCAAAAAGAUCUGGAAACGCACCAAACCGAGGCUCCUGGAUGAGGUCAUACCCACACCCGAAGAGGAGGAGGUCACCGUGGGGAAAUUCUAUGCCACCUUCCUGAUUCAGGACUAUUUCCGCAAGUUCAGGCGGCGGAAGGAAAGAGGUCUUCUGGGCUCCGAGGCCUCGCCCAGCCGUUCCUCUGCCCUGCAGGCUGGACUGAAGAGCCUGCAGGACCUGGCCCCUGAGAUGCGGCAGGCCCUGUCCUGUGAUCUAAAGGGAGGGGAGACUGAGGGUCAGAAGGCUGAAUCCCGCCUGGCCCCAGACAACCCCCGGCCACCUUCUCGCUGGACCUCCGCGACCUCUCUGCCCUUAAACACUGGGGACAGUGAGCCCUCAACAGGUGGCCCCCCAGGCUCCCUCAGCUCCCCUGCCGCCAGUCAGCCUCGUGGCCCCCGGGGCGCCGGUGAGGAGGAGGAAGAGGAGGAGGGCAGCCCCAGCCCCGGUCAGCCCAUGGAGUCACGGCUCGGGCCUCACUCCCUCAGGAGUCCGGGGGUCGUCUGCUUCCCCCCGACCCUCCCGGAGGGACCAGCCACCCCAGAGGGCUCUGGGGUGGAGACCAGGGUGGAACGGAGCUACGGCAGCCGUGAGGACGUAGCACGGGGUCCCCAGGCCCAAGGCAGGUACGUGGCUAGCGCGGGGCACAGGUCGGCCCCACCAACACCAAAAGAGCGAGAAAAAGACACUGAGGGACGCUCGCUCUCUUUAGAUGGGCCAGCGAUUGUGUCUAACUCUGACCUGCGUAUUUUUUCCCGGCGCUUAGUACAGUCUCUGCCGGGAGACCCGAGCCCAGACCGGCGCGGAGACUCGGCCGGGGGGUCCCUGCCCCUCCCCCGGCCCUUCCGCCACUUCUCCCAGAGCCGGGCCGCCGGGAGGUUGGACGGUCACCGGGCCCAACGCCGUCGCCUGCUGCCCCCAACUCCUGCCGGUAAGGAACGGGGUGGGUGGGGAAGGGGAGGCAGUGAUUCAGAGGCCCAGAGGUUGAUCGAGAGAUGCCCAGGAGCCACUGGGGAGCCUGUGCGUGUGUUUGUGUGUGUGUGUGUGAGUGCCUGUGAGAAUUACACCACUCAUGAAAGCGUGCAAGCGGUGUUGGCAUCUCCACCAUCAGUCCUCUGCAGAAGCCCGCUUGCUCAUGCCUCCAUAACCCCUGUCCUGGGAAGGGAGAGUGUACCCACUGUGUUGGGCGGGGAAGGGAGAGUGAUGCAGCUGCCUGCCCUCCUCCUCCCUCCCCACCCGGAUCGGCCAAAUCCCCCAGGCCGGAAGCCAAGUUUCACCAUCCAGUGCCUGCGGCGCCAGGGCAGCUGUGAGGACAUGCCCAUCCCAGGCACCUACCAUCAGAACCCGCCUCCGGGGCGCCGCCGGCCACAGGGCUCCGGGACUUCGUCCCAGUCGUGGGCCAACCCUGUGCCACGUGGCCGUCUUCUCUACGCCCCCCUGAUCCUGGUGGAAGAGGCCAGAGGAAAUGGCUGGGAAAGGGGUGCAGGGGGUAGCCUCCCUCCCCGGGGCCGGGACAGCUGGUACCAGGAGGAACCCGAGGGACCCUACCGCGCCUACACCCAGCUCCGCGUGCCCACCCAGAGACCGUCCGGCUCCCGCGGCAAGAGGGGCAGCGCCGACAGCCUGGUGGAGGCUGUGCUGAUCUCGGAGGGGCUGGGUCUCUAUGCCAGAGAUCCCAAGUUUGUGGCAUUUGCCAAGAGGGAGAUAGCGGAUGCCUGGCACCUGACCAUGGACGAAAUGGAGAGCGCAGCCAGUGACCUGCUCGGGCUCUCCGCUCGUGGGCCCCUGUACAGUGACCAGGAGUCCUGCUGCUCCCGCGAGGAGGAGGAAGAAGAGGAGGAGGACCUGGGGGAUGAGAUGGCCUGCGUCACCACCCCCUGAGCCCAGGCUUGGGUGGGGGCCACCGGGCUGGAGGGGCUACCGCCGAUGGCCAGAUCAACCCUACGGGAACCCGGGACUCCAGUGUUUUUGUCUCUGGGCUUGGGCCCUGGAGGCCGGCAUCCUCUGCCCUAGCUGAGGGAGGAGAUUCUGGGAUGGAGGGGGUUGGCAGGAAGAAUUUCCCGCCUCUGUGAAGAAUGCCAGGGGCCUCCACAGCUUCCCCCUCCCCUGAGCCGGUCUCCCCCCUCGGGCUGGGAGGACAGUUUGCAGCCAAGAAACCAGGCCAGUUCCAGCACCUGCACCUGUGAGCAGCCUUAGUUAUGCAGCGUCUGGGAUGCAAAGCAGCUAAAAAAAGCAGGAAAGCAGGACAGUGUGGGGGCCGGGGACACACUGAGAUAAAGCGAGACAGGCAUAUGGGAAGAGAUAG